Acanthosepion pharaonis is the source of this 2658-nucleotide messenger RNA. The record is from the annotation of a GenBank genome assembly. NCBI's taxonomy places the organism in Eukaryota, Metazoa, Mollusca, Cephalopoda, Sepiida, Sepiidae.
AUGGAGUCUAUUAAUGAGAACCGAGUAGUCAUCAUUGUUGGAGACACAGGGUCUGGUAAAACCACCCAGGUACCACAGUUCCUUUAUGAAGCUGGAUAUGCACAGGAUGGAAAGCUAAUUGGAAUAACUGAGCCUCGUCGUGUUGCUGCUAUCAGCAUGUCCAACCGAGUGGGAAGUGAAAUGAAUUUAUCUUCAAGUGUGGUGUCCUAUCAAAUUAGGUAUGAAGGUAAUACAUCAUCUGAGACAAAGAUUAAGUUUAUGACAGAUGGUGUCCUUUUCAAAGAAGUUCAACAGGAUUUCUUGUUAACAAAAUACAGUGUUAUUAUAUUGGAUGAGGCUCAUGAACGCACUGUGUACACUGACAUUCUCAUAGGAUUGUUGUCAAGAAUCGUUCCAAUCAGAGAGAAGAAAGGAAAUCCUCUAAAAUUGGUUAUCAUGUCUGCUACACUUCGAUUAGAAGACUUUACUGGUAACCCAAAUCUUUUCAAGAUUACUCCUCCUAUUGUCAAGGUAGAUUCCCGGCAAUAUCCAGUCACAAUUCAUUUUAAUAAACAUACACCUGUAGAAGAUUAUCUUGGGGAAGUCUAUAAAAAGACUUGCAAGAUUCAUACGCAGCUUCCUGAAGGAGGGAUACUAAUUUUUGUAACUAGCCAACAAGAAGUCCAUACAUUAUGUAAUCGUCUUCGACAGAGAUUUCCUUUUCAUUCGAACUUAACAGAUACUGCUACUGCUUCAUCUCAGACAAAGCAUUCUAAAAAAUCAUCACGUAAAAGAAAACAAGAAAAAGAGAAAGUUCAACUGCCAGACAUAAAGCUUGAUAAUUAUUCCAUUUAUCCUGAAAACAAAAACAUUGAGUUGGCUGAUGAUGACGACGAUGUUGAUCUUUCUGAUGGCUUUGAAGAUAAAGAUGACAUUGAACUGGAGAAACAAUUUGGAAAUGGACCAAUGGAGCCUUUAUAUGUUUUGCCAUUGUAUUCUCUUCUUCCUGGUGAUAAACAAGCUAAGGUGUUUCAGCCUCCUCCUCCAAACUGUAGAUUGUGUGUUGUUGCUACUAAUGUGGCUGAAACUUCAUUAACAAUUCCAAAUGUCAAAUAUGUAGUCGAUUGUGGAAAAGUAAAAACCAAAUACUGUGAUAAAGUAACAGGAGCUUCAACAUUCAAAGUGACUUGGACUUCUAAAGCUUCAGCUAGUCAGAGGGCAGGUCGUGCAGGACGUGUUGGCCCAGGACAUUGUUAUAGGCUUUAUUCAUCAGCUGUAUAUAAUGACUUUGAAGAAUUUUCAUUACCUGAAAUCCUUCGCAGACCAAUAGAUGAUAUUGUUCUUCAAAUGAGAUUUCUGGGUAUUGAUAAAGUAAUUAAUUUUCCUUUCCCAACAUCACCAGAUAAGAAACAAUUGCUGGCUGCCGAAAAGUUGCUUGUCUCUUUAGGAGCUUUAAAUAAAGCUGACAUACCAAAAUCUUUCAAAGAAUCCAAAAAUGUUGUUACUACACUGACAAACAUUGGACAGAGUAUGGCAACACUUCCUGUGUCUCCUCGUUAUGCCAAAAUGCUAGUGCUCGCUCAUCAGCAUGGUCUUAUGCCAUAUGCCAUAGCUAUGGUGGCUGCUCUAUCAGUUCAAGAACUUUUCCUUCCUAUCAAAAAAACUCCUCAAGAUAGGUCUGGAAAGAGAACAAACCAAGACUUUGCAGCCACUGCAAGAGCCCUUUGGUCUGGAAGUGGUCAUUCUUUGUUGCUUGGGGAUCCAAUGUUACUUUUGAAAGGUGUCGGUGCCUGUGAAUUUGAUGGAAAUGUUGAUCAAUUCUGUGAUAAGUUUUGCAUCAGAACCAAAGGAAUGAAAGAAGUUCGUAAACUAAGACUUCAGCUGACAAAUACUAUAAACCUUGCUGUUCCUGGAAUAAAUCUUUGCAUCGACCCCAAAAUGGAGCCCCCUACUGAAUCUCAUGCUAAAUUACUGCGACAGAUAGUUCUGGCUGGCUUAGGUGAUCAUGUUGCCAGACGUAUUGAUAUUUUACCUGGAGAUUGCACAGAGGAAAAGAAAAAGCAGUUAAAAUAUGCUUAUGAGACAUUGGAAACCUCAGACCCUGUUUGGAUCCAUCCUGAUUCAGUUCUGUAUAAAAAGCGGCCAAAAUAUGUUGCAUACCAACAUAUUCAUGAGACUUCAAAGCCUUUCAUGAAAGUGGUAGCUGGUAUAGAGCCAGAAUGGUUUCCCUUAAUUUUACCCAAUAUGUGUACUUUCUCCAAGCCUGAAGAAGAACCAGCACCAAGAUAUGAUUCCCAAAAAGGAAAAGUACUUUGCCACAUGGGAGGCACAUUUGGACCUCAAUCAUGGCCUUUUACGCCUACAGAAAUGGAAUAUCCAUCUGGUAUAGAUUGUUGCAGAUGGUUUGCAAGGUUCUUACUAGAAGGGCUUGUGUGUCCCAAAUUAAAGAAAUUUGUUCCAGUUCUUUCUGAGCCACCUUGCAUUAUGAUUAAAUUCUGGUCAAAGUUAAAACCACAGACUGAGGUUUUAUUGAAACCUUUAUUGGCUGCAAACAUCACUACCAAAAAAUCACUUCUCAAACAAUGGACAAAAGAUGAUACCUUUUUGCUAUUUGAAUAUUCUCGCUGGCUUCCCGAGGAACAUCAUCCUGAAUUAAAGAAGCAAUGGCCUCCAGUUUGA